This is a messenger RNA of Amphimedon queenslandica, 1188 nucleotides long. RefSeq names its product TNF receptor-associated factor 5-like. Gene Ontology annotation, cellular component: plasma membrane signaling receptor complex. Gene Ontology annotation, molecular function: zinc ion binding; protein binding. Bases 1 to 1188 code for a protein of 395 amino acids. NCBI's taxonomy places the organism in Eukaryota, Metazoa, Porifera, Demospongiae, Haplosclerida, Niphatidae. The record is from RefSeq and is a predicted model, not a curated record. Gene Ontology annotation, biological process: regulation of canonical NF-kappaB signal transduction. The transcript has a single exon.
AUGGCGUUAGAUUCUCGGGCGAGCGGGUAUGAUGUCCAGUUUGUCGAGAGGCACAGAGAACUCGCUGAGAAGUACAUGUGCGUCAUUUGCCGAAUGGUACCCAGAGAUGUACACCAGCUGACAUGCUGUGGGAAACUCAUCUGCCGUCACUGCAUAGAGGACUACAAAAGAAAGUCAUCUCACAACUGUCCGGUCUGUCGUAAGCAUGGACUCAAUUAUUUCAAUGACACUAGUCGUAAUCAAGAAAUCCUGAGUCUAAAGGUCUUUUGCUAUUAUAAAGAGCAUAGUUGUCAAUGGAAUGGAGAGCUGAGGGAUCUGAUUAGAAAUCAUGCAGAUGCAUGUGUUUUUAAGCUAGUUUUGUGUGAUCAGUGUGAUACUAGGGUGCCUGUAAAAGGUCUUGGGGAUCAUCUUGCCAGCGCCUGUGUUAAACGCAUGUUUUGGUGCCAAUUUUGCAAAGAGUCCGGAUCAUUUGAAUUCAUACAAGAUACUCACCUCAACAAAUGUCCAGAGCGCCCGAUCGAAUGUCCCAAUGGCUGCCGAAUUACAGUGAAAAGGAAAGAGAUUGAAGCUCAUCGCAGCGUCUGUAUGCAUCAACUUGUUCAUUGCUGUUACCACCCGAUCGGUUGUAACAUAAUGGUGGAGCGCAUGUAUAAAGCUGGACAUGAAGCAAACUGCUCAAAGAAAGGAAUAAAGUCCCUUGCACACAGGAAAGACACCCUCCCCAUUAACAUCUGCAUCGACAAUUUUGAGUCACUCAAGGAAAACAAGGAAGAGUGGGAACAAGACUUCUUCACAAAAGAUGGAGGCUACUUCAUGACACUUAAGGUCUGUCUUGCAAAGUCGUCUGAUGCCAUUGGCUGCUUCUUUUACCUGAGAGCUGGUCCCCACGAUAACAGUCUCAUUUGGCCUUUUCGUGGAAUAUUGGUUCUAGAAAUAAUCAACCAGAAAAAAGACGAGAACCAUUACUCCAGUGAGAUACGAUUUCUUACUAACACACCUGGCCCAUAUAAUAGUCGUGUGAUUGAUAAGGAUAUAGCUUCUUAUGGAUUAGGGGAACCAGAAUACGUAACUCACACAUUUCUCUCUCAAUGUACCCAGUACUGUAAAUAUUUGGAAGACAACAAGAUGAUUCUACGUGUUAGUAUUAAGGGUAUUGAUAAUUGCAGAAGUUCUAUUGGCUUUUCUUAA